Messenger RNA from Macrosiphum euphorbiae (potato aphid), 573 nucleotides. The record is from the annotation of a GenBank genome assembly. NCBI's taxonomy places the organism in Eukaryota, Metazoa, Arthropoda, Insecta, Hemiptera, Aphididae.
AUGAUGGAUACAGAUACAAACCUAAGAAAAUGUGAAAGAUGUUUUAUUUUCCUGGAAGCAGACAAUGAAAGUACAAAUUGCAUGAAUUGCCAACGUCAUGAGCAAAUACAGAAUGAACGACAUAAAUCAAGUGAAUGCUUAAAGAAACAAGCUAAAAAAAUGAUGACUAUUUCAAAUAAGAAAUUUACUCCGCUAGAAGUUGGUACCACAGUUAAAGUUUCAAUACCCGAUGUUGAUCGAGCACGUGGAUCGCCACGAAACCUAUUAGCAGUUAUUACCCAGGUUGAAGAUGAUUUAUAUAAAUUAGGUACAGAGAACGGCAUUAUUAAACAUUUGUAUACUCGAUCGCAGAUCGAUCCCUGCAAAGAAUGUUUCGUUGAUUUGGUAUCUGUAAAUACCGAAAAAGAAAUUACAUUGAGAGAAGCUGCAGGAUUUAGUAGUGUCACUGGAUCGCAAGGUUACAAAAGGUGUAAUUGCAAACUAAAUUGCAGAACAAACAAAGGCAUUUGUCGAUUAGCGGGAAUAUUAUGUAAUUCAAAAUGUCACAACAGUAUGCCUUGUGAAAAUAAAUAA